AUGUCAACUGGUAGCUACGUCGCUUUACCCAUCGACGAGUCUCCCUCGCCUUCUGUCACCGCUUUCCUCUCCGCCUUUGGCUCUGUCGCUAUCCAAAAGGCCAACGCUGGAGUUGUCUUCCGCAUCUCCCCAUCAAAAUGGGGGAUCCUCGCCGACGGUGUAAAAGCCAGCGUCAUCGCGGAGGCGUUCUUGUCUACUUCUGAAAAGUGGGAAGGGGGCCCUACCUAUACGCAUGCGCAAGGAUCACCGAGGUUACAAACAAUGGACUUCUUGGCGUCUAAACUGACCCCACCGAAGCAAGGCGAGAGUAAUCUAGCCUGUGGAUUAGAAGUGCGGUUCAAGGCGAAGGAGGGAAAGGAGGAAGAUGUGAGGCAAUUCUUGAAAGGAGCAGUUCCAUUGGUUGAAGCAGAGCCUGACACACUGUUGUGGUACGCCAUUGAGUUCCCAGAUUCCCCGCGGGAGUUCGGGAUUAUCGAUGCAUUUCCGUCUGAGGCAGGGAGAAAGGCACAUUUAGACGGCAAAGUCGCCGCCGCACUAUUUGGACCAGGGAAGGAGCUCUUGGAGGGGGAUCCAAGUGUGCAGAUGUUUGAUGUUCUGGAGGCGAAGAUGUGA
Molecule: messenger RNA, 612 nt
Organism: Pleurotus ostreatus (oyster mushroom)
Lineage: Eukaryota; Fungi; Basidiomycota; Agaricomycetes; Agaricales; Pleurotaceae
Exons: 3
Coding region: 1-612 (203 amino acids)
Source: RefSeq, a predicted model, not a curated record